AUGGAGACUGCUAGUCCCAGUGACAUACACCUGAGUGAAUGGCAGAAGAAUUUUUUUGCUGUUACCUCUGGCACCUGUACACCAGGACAGAAGGCGGAUGCAUACCGUGGACAGAUUUUACGCAUUCAGUAUGCAUGGGCAAACUCUGAGAUCUCCCAGGUUUGUGCUGCCAGCCUGUUCAAAAGAUACUCAGAAAAAUACUCUGCAAUUAUUGACUCUGACAACACAGAGACUGGCUUGAAUAACUACGCUGAAAACAUUUUGACUUUGGCACAAAGUCAGCAGAAUGACAGUGACAAAUGGCAAUCGGCUUUGACAACAAGCAAUGUGAUGGAAUUGGAGUGUGUGCAAGAGAUGAUGCAGGCUGGCAAAAAGUUUCAGAGGUCUCUGAUGGCACAAGCAGAGAAAGAGGUCAGUGCUUCUGUUUCUUCAGGUCUUCCCAAAGCUGCUCUCUGCUUUGAUGAUGGAGAGUCUGUUCUUGGAGCUAGCUCAUCAAAUUGUGCAAGUCAGGGACCAGAUAUCCUUGUGGGUCCCACUUCUUUGAAAUGUCAUCAGAAUGGCACGGCUUCCUCAACCAAAGUAGCAGUUGCACAUUCUUUUUCAUCUGUACCUGUAAAUGAAGUGUCUGAUGUAGGGUCUCAUGCAACCCCAUUGUUUGGAAAUGGCAAUUCAGCAUGUAAUAGUUCUUUGAAACUUGCGAGUGUUUCUGGUUGGGGGCAGAACUCCUCAUCUUCUGCUCAGUCUGCUUUUCCAACAGGGGUGAACAAUCUGGGGAAAAGGAAAACUUUUUUUGGAUGUAGUGAAGAAAGCAGUAAUGUAGCUUAUGGUUAUAAGUCUUCAGUUAAUAUAGAAGAAAAGGACUUUUCAGGGAAUGGAAGCAAAAACAAUGAGAAUAGAACAUCUGGUUUCAAAACUGCAAAGGAGCAGCUCUGGGUGGAUCAGCAGAAAAAAUACCAAAACCAAUCCCAACGUACAACAGUCUCAUCUUAUGGGGGUACAAAAAAGUCUUUGGGAGCUGGAAGGUCUCGGGGGCCAUUUGGAAAGUUUAUCCCUCCAGUGCCAAAACAAGAUGGAAAUGAAAACUUGGGAGUGCAGCGCAAACCUUCUGGUGCAGAGUCUACAGAGUUGACUUGUCCUACAGAUGAAAGGUUAAAGAAUAUAGAGCCAAAAAUGAUAGAACUUAUCAUGCAUGAGAUUAUGGAUCGUGGGCCUGCAGUCAACUGGGACGAUAUUGCUGGAGUUGAGUUUGCAAAGGCAACUAUCAAGGAAAUAGUAGUGUGGCCUAUGUUGAGGCCUGACAUUUUUGUAGGCUUACGGGGCCCACCGAAAGGGAUUCUUUUGUUUGGUCCCCCGGGAACAGGGAAAACUCUCAUUGGCAAAUGUAUUGCGUGUCAGUCUGGCGCCACAUUUUUUAGCAUCAGUGCUUCUUCGCUGACUUCUAAGUGGGUUGGUGAAGGGGAAAAGAUGGUCCGCGCAUUGUUUGCUGUGGCACGAUGCCAUCAGCCAUCAGUCAUUUUUAUUGAUGAAAUUGAUUCUCUGUUGUCCCAGCGUGGAGAUGGCGAACAUGAAUCUUCUAGAAGAAUAAAAACUGAGUUCUUGGUUCAGCUAGAUGGAGCAACAACUUCUUCUGAAGACCGCAUAUUAGUUGUAGGAGCAACCAACCGUCCACAAGAGAUUGAUGAGGCUGCUAGGAGGCGGCUGGUGAAGAGACUGUACAUCCCACUUCCAGAAGCCUCUGCCAGAAGGCAGAUAGUGUCCUGUCUAAUGUCAAAGGAACACUGUUCCUUAACGGAAGAGGAAGUGGAGCUCAUUGUCAAAAAAUCAGAUGGGUUUUCUGGGGCUGACAUGACUCAGCUUUGUCGAGAGGCUUCUCUAGGUCCCAUUCGUAGCCUCCAGUCUGUUGAUAUUACAACUAUUACACCUGAGCAAGUACGGCCUAUUGUUUUUCAAGAUUUUGAUAAUGCUUUAAAAACUGUGCGCCCUAGUGUCUCCUCCAAAGAUCUGGAAUUGUACGAAACCUGGAAUCAAACAUUUGGUUGUGGAAGAUGA
Messenger RNA from Gekko japonicus, 2049 nucleotides. It is a transcript of the gene FIGNL1, whose product is annotated as fidgetin-like 1. Gene Ontology annotation, molecular function: ATP binding; ATP hydrolysis activity; microtubule severing ATPase activity. The transcript has a single exon. Bases 1 to 2049 code for a protein of 682 amino acids. The record is from RefSeq and is a predicted model, not a curated record. Lineage: Eukaryota; Metazoa; Chordata; Lepidosauria; Squamata; Gekkonidae.